This is a messenger RNA of Nerophis lumbriciformis (worm pipefish), 837 nucleotides long. The record is from RefSeq and is a predicted model, not a curated record. Lineage: Eukaryota; Metazoa; Chordata; Actinopteri; Syngnathiformes; Syngnathidae.
AUGGUGGACAAUCGCUACGCCACGGCGCUGGUGAUCGCCUGCGUGCUGAGCCUCCUGGCCACCGCCUACCUGUGCGUGGGCGUGGGCACGCAGCAUUGGUACCAGUACAGCAGCCCGCCGGUGCGCGGCGAAGCCAAUGCAUCCGAGCUACGCGGCCUCUACGACGAGUUCAUGGACGGUGAAUUCGACGAGAAGACCUACAGCGACACGCUGUUCAGACUCAACGGCAGCGUGGGCCUGUGGUGGCGUUGUGUGCUCGUGCCCGACGCACCGCAAUGGGCCAAGGAGACAGGUACGCGCGUCCCCGACAAUAGUCACGUCCUUUGGGACGUAUGGGCGACCUCUUGUGGACCCAAGGAGAACGAACCGAGUGGGAAGGCGGCACUGAAGUGCAGAAGCUUCACCGUCCAGCAACAGCUGACGCCAAAGUACAAGGAGCCCGGAAACCACAACAGCGGAGAAGACAUGCUCCGCACUUACUUAUGGCGUUUCCAGUUUGUGCUGCCGCUAGUCUCUCUGGGUCUAGAGGUGUUGGCGGGCCUGAUAGGGUUCUGCGCUUGCCUGUGCCGGAGCCUAGCACCUACGCUAACCAUCGGCGUGCUUCACCUGUUGACAGGUCUGUGCUCGUUAGCCACAGUGUGCUGCUACCUGGCGGGGACGGACCUCCUUCACAGGGUGUCGGUGCUUCCCGACAAGGUGGACGGCUCACUGGGCUGGUCGCUCUACUUGGCGCUCAUGUCGUCGCCCCUCCACAUGAUGGCGGCUGCCCUGCUGCUGUGGGCGGCGCGUAGCCACGGACGUAGCUACUACCGCAUGGCCGCCUACCGCGUUGCUUGA